AUGGAGCGGGGUGCGGUGUGGAGUCUCGCCGCCCGGCUGGGCCUCGCCAACCCCGGGGUCAUCAGAAAAGCUGAGGAGUAUCUGCGACUAUCCCAAGUGAAAUGCACAGGAUUAAUGGCUCAAAUGACAGCGACAAGCAGCGCUGUGAUGUGCCUGGACCUAGCAGCUAGCUUCAUGAAACAACCAGUUGACAAAAGCUAUUUUGUUAAACUCUCCGGCUUGAACAAGAUGACCUACCAGAGCUCUGUGAAGUCGUUGGAGUGUUUGCUAGAGGUGAACCCCAGACUGGGAAUGCGAGACCUAGCUGUGCAAUUCUGCUGCACAGAAGCAGUAAACAGAGCUUCAAAAAUACUGCAGAGAUAUGAAUCCAGCCUCUCUGAAGCACAGCGAACAGACCUUAAUUUCUCAAAGCCACUUUUCCUAACAGCUGCACUAUUCACUGCAUGCAGGUGUUUGAAGCUAAAAGUGGACAAAACUAAAAUCUUGGCUACAUCUGGAGUAAAAAAAGCAAUAUUUGACCGGCUGUGCAAUCAGAUGGAGAAGAUCAGCCAGCAACUCAGCAAAGAUGAUAACCCACUGUUGGCAGAGACAGAUGAAAAUUUAAACACCAACCUGGAGCGCUGUGAGGAAGAAGCUGCAUCCGAAGAUGAUGAUGAAAUACCAUGUAAACGGCCAAAGACUGAAACAAAGCAAGACUAUGAAGAAUGGAAAAAGCAAAUCCUGGAAAAUGCUGCUAAAGCACAAGAGACAAGUAGGAAUUCUGUCUCUGUAAGUGACACCUAA
Indicator indicator is the source of this 783-nucleotide messenger RNA. It is a transcript of the gene ORC6, whose product is annotated as origin recognition complex subunit 6. Gene Ontology annotation, cellular component: nuclear origin of replication recognition complex. Lineage: Eukaryota; Metazoa; Chordata; Aves; Piciformes; Indicatoridae. Gene Ontology annotation, biological process: DNA replication; DNA replication initiation. The record is from RefSeq and is a predicted model, not a curated record. Gene Ontology annotation, molecular function: DNA binding. The transcript has 7 exons. The coding region runs from base 1 to 783 and encodes 260 amino acids.